Messenger RNA from Polistes dominula (European paper wasp), 1736 nucleotides. RefSeq lists its product as uncharacterized. Lineage: Eukaryota; Metazoa; Arthropoda; Insecta; Hymenoptera; Vespidae. The record is from RefSeq and is a predicted model, not a curated record.
AGUUGAUCGCGAAUAAACGUACUCUGUGUUUCUAUUAUUGCCGUAUCAUAUAAUUAUCAUAAUUAUUGUGCAUUGUAUGUCAAUGUUUAAAAAUAAUUAUCAAAAUAAUUUAUAUCCACAGUUUUUCGUCAUAGUGCAUGUGUAUUGAAUUAAGUCAAACGGACGUGUGGCGAACGAAAAAAGUAUUUGCUUGAAAGACCUACGAUGGGAAUAGAAUUUGCGCAAUCUUUCUAGAAAAAGAAAAUUUAUUUCAAGGAAACAUACUCAAACAAAAUAACGAAGAGAAUCUAACAUCUAAUCGUUUAUUUAUUAUUAUUCUAUUUCGGUGUUUAAUUUAGAUGUUUUAAUACCUCCUUCAUAAAAAAAGAAAUAAUAUUGAUAUUUUUUUUUUGUAUACAAAAAAGUGUCAAGCAAGGUUAGCGUCUCUUGUUGUACGAGCUUACAAUUAAAAUUUAACUGUCGACUAUUAUUUUUUCUUCACAAAUUUAAACGUUUCAGAUAAUUUUGCACUAAUCAUUUUAAUGUAAUAUCUUAUUUCGUGUAUAUCAUCUUCGCUAUAAGAUUAAAUUCGAAAUAUAAAAGUUCAAGCGUUUUUUACUUAAUUGUUCCAAAUGACAAAUACAAUGGGAGGAACACACCUGCAUACUCCACCAUCGAUAUUUCAACAUAUGAUAAUACAGCAGGGUACUUCUCAACAAGUUGGUUCUUGGACACAAAUGCCUCAAGUAUUACCUUUAUCCAUAUCAUGGAGCGUACCAUCCGUACAACAAUCAGAAUUGAUCAGAUUUACAGGCGAACAAAAUGUUACGUCCAACAACCUACAUCAAAAAAGAAAAUUAGAAACACCGGAUUUACUUGACAUCAGAAAGACAAAACAACUAAUAACGGAAGAAAAAAUGGCUGCACACUUUCAAGAUUUACACAUCAGUUCGAAUUAUCAUUCACAAGAUCCUGUACCAUCUACAUCAAUGGCAAAUACUCAGUUUGAAAAUUCCAAUGUAGAGAUGGAUAUUGAAACAACCAACGUGGUCGAUACUGAAAAUAUCAAAACUCCAAGAUUAGUUCUAUCAGAAGAACUUAAAAGAAUACAACAUGAAUCUAUUCUACCAACGACUCUUUUAUCCAAAUUGGAAAGGCCAUCCAUGGCAUUAGUUCUUUGGGAACCACCGAGCAAACAUCUUCGUAUUUUACCUACAAGAGAUGUUCCAACACCAGCUUCUUCUAAUUCAUCAGAGGAAAAUAAUAAUAAUAAUAAUAAUAAUAAUAAUAAUAACAACAACAAUAACAGCGAUGGUAUGCCUGAUUUAAAUCAAACAAACUCGUUUGAACCAAUGGAAUUAUGAAAUAUAUAUUUAAAUAUUUCUUACUACUUAACAAACUGAUGCAUCAAGAAAUAUUUUUAGCUCGAUAAAAGAUUUUAAUUCAAAUUUAUUUCAUUAUUGGACUUAGCUAUAUUGUGAUUAAUUUAUCUAAUUUUCAAAUAAAAUAAGAAAGUGAAUGUUUAUACAAUCAAAUAGUUUGAAUUUCCACCACUUCGUUGGUUGGAUUUAUGCGAUAAAAAUAGACAAGCCAGCCAAGUUACACGACGAACAUCAUUUUCUUUAUAUUUGAUGAUACUUUCUUCUUAUUAUCUCAUUUUUUCUACACACUUUUGAUAUAGCCUAUACACGUUCGCGCUCAUAUUAUAUAAUAAUUAAUGAUUUUGCAUAAUUCGAAUAAUAUACAGGUCUUGCAUU